AUGGAUGACGGCUGCCUUAUCGAUUUUCUUUUAGAAGAUGACUUCGCUACCAUGAAUGCGGACUCCAGUUGUCUGGACUCUAAAUGGCUUGUCGAAAAAGACUGUAUAUGUGACGAUCGCGUUAUCAAAAGGCCAAACAGAAAGACCAAAUCGAGGACAAAAUCGAAGCGCAGGUCGCUUUGCAAGGAACUGCUCGACGAAUCCAUUGACGAACUUGUAAACUUGAUUAUCAAAGAUACCAAAUUGUCACUAACUAUCGGUAGCGAGCCGAACCAAAGGACUAAGGUGCCACAGACAGUUAGUUCUUCAAAAAAGAAGUCGAGGCGUGAGGGUUGGACUAACAAAAUAGGAGAUGACCAGGGCUUAUUGACUGUCUUCGGAGGCGAGCAGCUGGCAGGUGAGUUUGCCUUUAAUUUGCUGGAUGUUCCGGAACCCGACGUGACUACGGAAAGCAACAAAAAGAAGAAAGUCAAGAGAAACAGAACGCGAAACGGCGCAAGUAAGAAGGCCGAGAGUCACCCAAUUGAACCUACUGAUCAAAGCUAUGCUGCGACUAAAGGUCAUGGUCACUCAAGCGCUCCCAAUUCGAAUGCAGAAAAAGACGCGGCUGUAAAGAAGGGCAAGAACAAAAAGAAGAAGCGCAAAGGCCAAGCAGACGAUGAAAAUAAACUAAAAGGUAAUGCUAAGGAUAGCACUAAAAGCAAUUCACAACCCAGGGCUGAAUCUAGAGAUAGAGAGAGCCAACGGAAAGAUAAGAGCCCAAUAAAUUCAUCUAGUAAAAGCGGUCCACCUGUUCAUGGGAAAAGGUCCUCACGAAAGAAGACCAAAUCGGCUUCGUCUAGUAAUAAUGACCAAUCAUGCUAA
This is a messenger RNA of Lachancea thermotolerans CBS 6340, 864 nucleotides long. Its product is annotated as KLTH0C00550p. The record is from RefSeq and is a predicted model, not a curated record. The transcript has a single exon. Bases 1 to 864 code for a protein of 287 amino acids. Lineage: Eukaryota; Fungi; Ascomycota; Saccharomycetes; Saccharomycetales; Saccharomycetaceae.